This is a messenger RNA of Vitrella brassicaformis, 2025 nucleotides long. The record is from the annotation of a GenBank genome assembly. NCBI's taxonomy places the organism in Eukaryota, Vitrellaceae.
GCAGGCAGGCAGGCAGGCAGGCAGAGAGGCAGAGAGGCAGAGAGGCGGGCGGUCCUCGCUCUCUCACUGACAGUGCGCUGAACCUCAGUGAGCGAGAGAGUCGGGCAAAAACGAAGGCAGCCAAGACAAGUCGCCUUCACCGAUUGAUUCUACCUUCACCCAUGAAUCAAUCGAUCCAUUCAGCCGUCAAUCCUGACCUUCAUGUGUGUGCCGUGGGUGUCUGUCUGUCUGUCUGGCUGUCAGUCUCUCUACCCUCCCCUCCGCCGCUUCCUCUCCCUCCCACCACCGCCACCCCUCCCUCCCUCGCCCCCGUCAGCCCCCUGCAGCAGCAGCAGCUGCUGCAGCUCGGUGCCUCCCUGCAGCAGCAGCUCAUGGUUGUUGCCAAGGUGGUUGUUCUGGUUCAUCUCUUCCUCCUUCCUCUUUCGCUGCUGCCUCGUCAGCGGCCGGCUGCUCGGCGCCUGCGACGCCCUCCGCACAGCAGCGGCAGCGACACCGCCGCCACCAGCAGCAGCAGCAGCAGCGCCCCUCCUGCCGCCCACCCGCCGAUUGACAGGGUUGAUGUUGUUGUCGACGUAGUUCUCUAAGUCUUGGAGGGCGUUGUUGGACUGGUCCGCUGCUGCCGCCUGCUGCUGCUGCUGCGCGAGGCCGUCCUUGAUGCGCCGGCGCACCCUGGGCGGCAGCAUGUUCUCGCCGCUGCUGUCGUCUGUCUUGCUGUCUGCCUGCUGCUGCUGCUGUUUUGGUUUGCGUUUGGGUUUGGCUCGCGGCUUGGUGAAUGCGGGGGCGGCGAUGGGGGUGACGGGCUGGAGAUCGUAGGGGUACAGACAAUACACAGCUGAUGGAUAGGAUAGACACACAUACAGAGAUGGAGAGAGAGAAUGAGAUGGAGGGACCACGGCACACAGGAUGGGUGUGUGGAUGUGUGUGUGGAUGUGUGUGUGGGGCGAGGGGGUGCGGGAGCUUACAGUUCCUGAAGUCGGCCGGGUGUGUGUCAGAGUCGUACUUGUAUCGGCACGGCAGGUACACACCCACGGGCACACGCUUCCGCUGAUCAUCGGUGUCAACAACACACACACACGCCAUUCCACUGUGUCCACACAAAGGAGCUGUAAGUCUUCUCUCCUCUCACCUCGUCUGUGGUGGGGUAGAGGAGUUUCUCGUAUGUGAGUUGCACGUCGUCUGCGAUGGCUAGGUCGGUCCUCUUGCCCUCCAACAGCGCCUUGAGCUUGUCCAGCCGGUGCUCCUCCAUUAUGCCCGAACUCUUCUCAAACGAACCAACAUACACCUGCUCGACACACAUCGUCACAUUCCCACACGCCAGACACAUCCACCCACCCACCCACCCUUCGUGUGCAGAUCCCCCUCAUGUGUCAUUCCCUCUCCCUCUCCCAUUCCCUCUCCCUCCCUCCCUCUCUCUCGCCUGUCUGUGUGUGUGUAUUGGUGUGUGUGAGUGUGAUGCUGCCAUACCUCCAGCCCGCUGAGUUUGCCGCUGAAUGCCAUUUCAGAGUUGAAGUAGGGGACGGCCUCGAAGCGCAGGCCCUCCGCUUUGACCUUUUUGCUGCUGAACACCUUGCGCGCCGUUGUGAUGUUGUCCAGCAGACACAGCAGUUUGGCGAAGGAGUCGUCCGACACAUCCUUGCCGUGCUUGGAGGUCGAGAUCCGCAGCACCUGAACACACACACAGACAACACACACACAGCGCACAGGCACACAGACUCUCUUUUGGUGUUUGCUGUUUGUUUCUGGUCUUUGUGCAGGAAGCAGUGCUUGUGAGUGUGUUUGUGAGAGUGUGGGACUCUCCUCUCUGCUGCUGUCGACGUGGUGUGUUGCCCACCCACCCAUGGGUAGGUGUCGAGCUGUGCGCUGGUGAGAGCGGAGGACGCCUCGGUGGACUGGUUCGCCACUGAAGACAUGAUGUGAUGACGAUGAGGACGAUGGUGACGUUAGCCAACCCCUCAACUCACCUCACCCCUCACACACGCACAAACCCAUCAUCUCACGCACCAACAAAGGAUUCGCGACUCACCC